AUGGCCCGAGUGUGGCAACAUCCAUUUCUGAAUGUCUUCAAACAUUUGAAAGUAGAAGAAUGGAAAAGGUCGACAAAGGAGGGUGAUGUGACUACUGUUAUGGAUAAGACGCUGAAGGGAACAGUUUAUCGUAUUCGUGGUGCCAUUCCAGCUGGCAAUUUUAUUCAGCUCCCCAAAACUAGCACCCAAUCUCUGGGACUGACAGGGCGAUACCUCUACCUACUUUUCAGGCCAAUUCCCAUGAAGUACUUUGUUGUCCACUUGGAUGUAACUACUGAGGAUAGCCAAGUGAUUCGAAUCUCCUUUUCCAACCUCUUUAAGGAGUUCAAGUCCACCUCUACAUGGCUUCAAUUCCCUUUCAUUUAUGAAGAAACUACAAGGCCUUUGAAGACUUCUAAGACAGACCUUAUUGGUGCAGCUCCCAAUGGUGUGCGAUGGACUUGCCUACAGCUAGAUCUCCAGUUCAUUUUAAUGCUAUAUCUGAAUCGACUCUACAGCCAUGUAAAGAGUAUCAAGCUCUGUGCCAAUAUGCUGGUGAAAAACAUCUAUACCAGUGACCUGUCUUUUGAUCCAGGUGUCACCAUCUCACAAGUCCGACAGGCCAAACUGGCUCUCAAUGCCAUGCCCCGAGAAAUGGCAUUUCCUGUUCCAAAAGGGGAGAAAUGGCAUGAUCAUUAUGUGUUUAUCAGGUUUCCUACUGAUGAAUUCCAAAUGCCCAGUGACCCUGUUCAGAAAAGCUAUCUCCCUCAUACAUCAGGAUUUCAGGGAUCUGUCCAGCAGCUUCCACAGCCAGUGACUGUCAGCAAAGCCAUCCAAGACAGAGUGUUGCUCAGCCAGAAGAUAACCAGUCCCAUGGCUUGGUCACAUCAGGCUCCUUCAGUACAGAAAUCUAUCCCCGAGGCAAACCUGACCUCUGGGCAUCUGGAAACCUCAUACCUCGGGGGUCAGAAGGGCUGCAGAAAAGGAGUUCUAGCUGGUGGAGAUGCUACUGUCACGUGUGCAGCAAAUGAUGGUGGCAUUGACGUGUAUGUUCACAAAUUGGGCAAGGAGCCCACUAUCUUUGAAGACCCUGGCUUGGAUGAGAUUACAAGCCCAAGGCUGACCAAAUCAGUGACCAUUUCUGCCAAGAGUUCAUCUCAGCACAGAUGUCUCCUCCCCGACCCAAUCCUGAAGUUAAAGGGAGUGAUUGGCUUUGGAGGCUGCAGCACCAAAUGGGCUCUGUGGUCUAAGGAUAGUUCAUAUUUGGUUUAUCCUUGUCAUGCUGUAAUUGUGGCCUUGAUCAUUGAGACUGGAAUGCAGCGCUUCUUUAUUGGUCAUACAGAUAAGGUUUCUUCCUUGGCAUUUAAUGGGAACAGCACUCUGCUGGCUUCAUCACAGAUGGGUCCCCUGAGUAUGGUACGACUUUGGAAUUUUGAGACAGGAAAAUGUCUGUCAAUAUUUAAAACUCAUAUUCACUCCAUAUGUUUCCUCAGCUUUUCCUACAGUGGGGCUGUCCUCUGUGGCGUUGGAAAGGAUAGACAUGGAAAGACGAUGGUGGUGGUGUGGAACACAGCCUCCAUAAGCCACGGAGGGGAGGUGACUGUCCUUGCGAAGGCUCACACAGAUGUGGACAUCCAGGCCUUGAAGAUUGCAUUUUUUGAUGAUACCAGGAUGGUGUCAUGUGGCCGAGACAACAUCAGACUGUGGCGAAUUCGAGGUGGCACCCUGCGCUCGUGUCCAGUAAAUUUGGGAGAGUACCAUGCUCUGGAGUUCACAGAUCUUGCCUUUGAAGAGGGACAUGUCGCCAAUCGAGAACCUGAGGAGCGGACUCUCUUUGUCUGUAGCCGGAGUGGUCAUAUUCUAGAAAUCAACUACAAGAAUGUUACUAUCCAAAAUGCCCGACGACUCCUUCCUUCACAAACUCAACCUAUGCAGCGGAAAGAGAAGACAUUCAACUCGGGCCCAGGGAUUGCCAUCAAUAGCAUCAGUAUUUCUUCCACUUUCUGUGCCAUGGGCUCUGAGGAUGGCUAUCUGCGGCUCUGGCCACUGGACUUUUCAUCUGUCUUUUUGGAGGCAGAACAUGAGGGAGCAGUCAGAUCAGUCUGCAUUAGUCCAGAUGGGCUUCGAGUCCUGUCCACCACGUCCACUGGGAAUCUGGGUUUCUUGGAGAUCCAAUCCCGAAGAUAUAACACUCUUGUACGCUCACAUGCUGAUUUGAUUCUGGCAUUUGCUAUCGAAGGACACCGGAAGCAACUGGCUACUGUCUCUCAGGACAACACCAUACGAAUAUGGGACUUGAUGACCAUGCAACAGCUCUAUGAUUUCACCACUACUGAAGAGACACCUUGUGCUGUAACCUUUCACCCCACACAGCAGAUCUUUGUCUGUGGCUUCAGCAAUGGGAUAGUGAGAUCCUUUAGCUUGGUUGAAUCCGAUCUCUUACUGGAAUACAAGAGGCAUCGAGGGGCAAUCACGGGCUUAGCAGUAUCACCAGAUGGCAACUUCAUGUACAGUUCCUGCUCCCUGGGGACCCUGGCUCUUUAUAACUGCUCCACCGAAAAGUACUAUGUCCUCAGAGUGCUGAGUAAUGUGGUCUGCCAAGAUGCUGAGUUGGGCUCCAAUAUCCUGGCUGUCAAUGGAGAUAGCCAUCUCCUGGCCUUUGUGGGCCCUUCCAAAUAUACAGUGACCAUUAUGGAUGCUUCCUCCUUAGAUGAGCUACUUCGGAUUGAUAUCAGUAUCCUGGACUUAGAAAGCACCAACCUAGACUCUGCAUUGGACAUUUGUUUUGCCCCUGUAUCAAGUGGCCAUUUGCUGGUAUCUACUUCUUCCAACAAAGUCCUGGUGCUUGAUGUCAAAACUGGUUGCUUGAACCGACAGAUAUCUAAUGUUCACCAAGUAGCCUGCUCUGCAUUGGCUCUGAGUGAAGAUGCUCGAUUUCUCCUGACGGCUGGGGACCGGGCCAUCAAAGUGUGGGACUUUCAGAUGAAAUUCCGAACCAGCUUCCAGGCAUUUAUUGGCCAUUCUGAGCCAGUGCAGGGGGUGGCUUUUACUCCUGACCAGCAGCAGAUCAUCAGUAUUGGAGAUGCCAUCUUUAUCUGGGACUUCUUAGCUUCUCCUGAGAAGAUAUCUAAGGCCAGUGUCCAUUGGUCUAUAGAAUCUUCUCCCUCUCUUGAUACUGGACCAAAAACUGAGAAGACUAGAGAUGCAGCCUCUAUAACCAAUGGGAUACCUCGUCAGUUAAUACCUAUGCCAUCUCUGGCCUCCCCACCUCAUCUGGAUAUUAGCGCUAUGCCCCCUGGGAAAAAGCAUGAUGUUUUUUCAGAGUCUGAUGAUGAAGGUACCUGUUUAAAAGACCAUAUCUUGGGAAUGACUCACAAAACUUCUGAUCCAUAUAUUGAAAAGAAAAUAGAUGAGGAUACAAGUGGCCCUGGGAAGACCAAAUUAGAUACUGGCAAUGGCAAGAUUGUGGAACCCCAGAACCAUGUUCGCCCUGAUUCCUACAGACAUUUUAUUGCUCGAUAUAAAGCGUCUACUCUUCCCAAGAAAAUCUCCUUCCCAAAAAACAAUCAUGAGUAUUUGAGGUUGAAAGCUGUUGUGGGUUAUAAUGGAAAUGGCCGGGGGAACAUGGUCUGGAGACCUGAUACAGGCUUUUUUGCCUAUACCUGUGGAUGUGUGAUUGUAGUGGAAGACCUGCACUCAGGCUACCAGCAACACUGGCUGGGCCACCCAGAAGAAAUUUCUACUUUAGCUGUCAGGCACGAUGCCCGGAUCCUUGCCUCUGCCUCUGGCCGGGGGGAUGAGAGCUCUCGUUGUCAAAUCCGAAUUUGGGAUGUGCCAGGGGGCACUUGCCAAAAGGUUCUGUUUCAUCAUGAAACUGAGGUGCAAGCUAUGGCAUACUCCCAUGAUAAUCAUCUUUUCAUCUCUUUGGGGGAUUACAGUGACCGCACCAUUGCUCUCUGGAAUGCCAUCACCUAUGAACUGAUGUCUUCCACCCGUUUCAUGGAUCCAGUUCAUGAUGUGGCAUUUAACCCCUUCAGUGCUAAUGAAAUUGCCUGUGUGGGCCAGGGAGCUAUUACCUUCUGGCUCAUGAAGCAGCGGGGAGCUGACAUCAACCUCCAGGUCCACAGAAUUCCUGUCCCUCAUGAAAUAGGACCAGUGGAACUGACAUCAAUUUGCUACAGUGUCGUUCCCUUACUCUACAGUGGCACCAACACUGGUCAGAUCUGCGUCUGGGACAUAAGGACCUCCCGAUGUUUUAUGACCUGGGAGGCUGAUGAGGGUGAGAUUGGUGUGCUGUUGUGUUCUGGAAACCGGCUGAUAAGUGGCAGUAAUACUAAACGGAUCCGCCUCUGGGCAGUGGGAGCAGUGCAAGAGCUGAGGCUGAAAGGUUCUGGGGCAAGGUCCAGCUCUGUCUUUAUGGAGCAAGAGAUGGUUCUGGAUGGUGCUGUGGUCAGUGCCAGCUUUGAUGAUAGCAUGGAUAUGGGCAUUGUGGGCACAACUGCAGGCACCCUGUGGUAUAUCAACUGGGCUGAGAAAACCAAUAUCCGCCUGAUCAGUGGCCACAAAAACAAGGUGAAUGAAGUGACCUUUAGUCCCAAGGAGUCCCACUGUGCCACUUGUGGUGAGGAUGGCAGUGUGCGGGUCUGGUCCUUGACCAGCAUGGAGCUGGUGGUGCAGUUCCAGGUGCUAAAUCAGAGUUGCUUGUGUCUGGCCUGGAAUCCAUCAUCCAGUAGUGGCAGAACUGACCACCAGCGAGUGGUGGCUGGCUACAGUGAUGGCACGAUCCGUGUAUUCAGCAUUUCCCAGACAGAGAUGGAGCUGAAGAUACACCCUCACCCUGUACCAGUGACGGCCAUCUCCUUCUCUGUGGAUGGUCAGACCAUUAUUUCUGGAGACAAAGAUGGAAUUGUGGCUGUGAGCAGCUCUAGGACAGGAAUUACUAUACAGGUGCUGAAGGACCAUCAAGGCUCUCCUAUCACUGUGAUCCAGAGCAAAAGUAAAGAGUACUAUGACUUUGGUUUGGAAGGAGGAGAGCUGUGGCUGGCUGUCAGCGCAGACCGGAGAGUUAGUGUCUGGGCUUCGGAAUGGCUCAGAGACAAAUGUGAGCUUGUCGAUUGGCUGAGCUUUCCAGCACCCACCAGUCCAAAGACACCUACGAAUUUGCCUCCUUCUCUAGCCGCCUUCUGCCCUUGGAACAGCAACAUGCUGGUUUAUGUAGGCUUUGGGUUGAAAGAGGAAGUCCUCUUCUAUAACUUCCAUCAGAAACAGGUUGUAGAGAAGAUCCCUUUGUCUUACUUCUCAACUUCCCUCGAUGUGUCCCCAGGAUCACCCCUCAUAGCUAUUGGCUACUGUGAGCGAUUGCUGAGACUCAUUGACUGCAUGUCGAAGACUGAGCAAGACUUUGUGGGGCACAAUGAUACUGUCCACCUCUGCAGAUUCACACCAUCUGGCAAACUGCUCUUCACAGCAGCCUACAAUGAAAUUCUUGUGUGGGAGGUGCUGGGCCCAGAAGCAGCAGCAUCCAGAAAAGCCAAAGACAUCCCUCUAAGACCUCAGAUAGCCAGAUAGACUUCCGAACCCCAGGGGACUCUUCCAUCCAGUUUGCUGACCCUACUGUGGCUCAGUCCACAUUUGUUCCAUAAAUCACGUAGCUCUUUUUAAAAAAUCCUUCUAGGCUGAAGCAAGUCAGCUGCAGGCAGGGCCUGAAAACUGACUCUUCAUAAACCUGUUUGAUUAAACCUAGUGUGUAAGGUGAGGAGGCUGGACCACUUUCCUUGCCAGGGUAAAAGCCAUAUCUACUAGUCAGGUACACAGUGGUAUUGGCCCAUUCCUGCCCUAGGACAUUCCUGUUCCAGAGCCUGAAGUUCUAGCCCCUCCCCCAAUCAUUUUCAAUGAUCUAUCUCCCCUGAAAAACUGCCCCCAAAGGAAAACAUGCUCUGAUAACAGGGCAGCCCAACUUAUUGCCAUGUGCCUUUAUUUAGGGCCUGUGUUAAGUGGGCCUAUGUGUUUAUAUGUAUGUAUGUGGGUUUCAAUAUAUAUUUUUACCAAAAGAUCCAUUUUCAAGGUCUUAAACUGUGGGUUGGCAUGCAAGACUUGAUGCUGAGCCAAGAAGCAAUUUUUACAAAUCAAAUGGGCCAAAGCUGUUGAUUUGAGUGCUAUGGAAAUGUGUAAAAUACUUGCUGCCCUUUUAUCUCUAGGGUUUGUUUUUUUUUUUAAAUGUUUCUACACUUGUACAGUUUUGAAAUAAAAUCGGAUGUUUGCAGUCUG
Messenger RNA from Gracilinanus agilis (Agile Gracile Mouse Opossum), 6246 nucleotides. RefSeq names its product WD repeat domain 90 (gene WDR90). Gene Ontology annotation, molecular function: protein binding. The record is from RefSeq and is a predicted model, not a curated record. Bases 1 to 5547 code for a protein of 1848 amino acids. Gene Ontology annotation, cellular component: centriole. Lineage: Eukaryota; Metazoa; Chordata; Mammalia; Didelphimorphia; Didelphidae. The transcript is spliced from 43 exons.